GGCGCUGGCAGCCCGCGGCCGCGGAGGCAGGUGAAGGAGCGGGACGGAGCGCUCCCGCGCAGCGCCGAGGGUCAGGCCCUCCCUGGGCGGGGGGAAACGGUCGCCUUCGUCCUGCCCCGACCUGACGCCGGCGCCGCGGCAGACGCGCCCCGAGAGCCGCCCAGCUCCCGCCGCCGAGCGGGAUGGCCCGGCGGGCGCUGCCCCCGCUGCUGUGACGGGACCGCGCCGCCGCCUCCUCACGCCUCCCCUCGGGAGCGCCGGGCAUGCCGCUGCCUGCCCGCGCCGCUGCCCGCCGCGGUGACCUGGGCCCCCCGGGCCCCGGGAUGCGCCGCGGGGGCUGAUCCGUCGCGGAGGCUGGCGGCAGCGCCGAGGAGCAUGAGCCACGCGGGAAGCCCGGCGAAAGCCUACGAUUUCCUGCUGAAAUUCCUGCUGGUGGGCGACAGCGACGUAGGCAAGGGGGAGAUCCUGGCCAGCCUGCAGGACGGCGCCGCCGACUCACCCUACGGCUACCACAUGGGUAUAGAUUAUAAGACCACAACAAUUCUUCUGGAUGGCCGACGAAUCAAGCUCCAGCUCUGGGAUACAUCAGGGCAAGGGAGAUUCUGCACCAUAUUUCGGUCUUAUUCAAGAGGUGCUCAGGGAGUGAUACUGGUGUAUGAUAUCACAAAUCGGUGGUCGUUCGAUGGAAUCGAUCGAUGGAUAAAAGAAAUAGAUGAGCAUGCUCCUGGUGUCCCAAAAAUCCUGGUUGGAAAUCGCCUUCACUUAGCCUUCAAGCGCCAGGUGUCCACUGAGCAAGCACAAGCCUAUGCUGAGAGGCUGGGCAUGACUUUUUUUGAAGUCAGUCCACUUUGUAAUUUCAAUAUUACGGAGUCCUUCACUGAGCUGGCAAGAAUAGUAUUGCUGAGACAUGGAAUGGACAGGCUCUGGAGGCCAAACAAGGUACUGAGUCUGCAAGACCUUUGCUGCCGUGCCAUAGUUUCCUGUACCCCUGUGCACCUCGUUGACAAGCUCCCUCUCCCUGUUGCCUUAAGAAGCCACCUCAAAUCUUUCUCCAUGGCAAAUGGCCUUAAUGCGAGGAUGAUGCACGGCCGCUCGUACUCGCUCACAUCCAGCAACAUCAACAAAAGGAACAGCAUAAAGAAAGCUAAAAUUACCCGUCCAGCACAGAGCCCACCAAAACACUGCACAAGAAACAGCUGUAAAAUUUCUUAAGCUCUCCAUGGGGAAAGGAACCUCGAUGGAAUCCCCUCAUGUGAAGUGUUCAACACCAGGAGCCCUUGUUCAAUGUUUGAGCACACUCUAUGUGUGUAUCACACUACAUCACAGACAGAAAUGAGAAAAAGAAGUCUUUCUGGCUCACUACAGUAAUGCUGCUUUGGAACAAAUGACAUGCUCACUGCAACUAAAAGGGUGUGGGUUUUUUCCUGUUGGGUUUUCAUACUGCAUUUUAAUUUCUGAUGUGCAUGAUGCCAUUGUUUUUGCUAGCAGAUGUGUUUUCAUAUGGGAAAGAAUCACCCUUAGGUUCAGUUCUUAAUUCCAUGACGUCUGGGAAGUUGCUUGUAGGAAAUCCUGCCUUUUGCAAACGACUCAAAAAGGCAACAGCGAAUCAUCAGUUUGCAUCUUCAGGCAGGGGUUUCUGAACACAAUGUAUUGUGUACAUUGUGAAAUUCUACAGUGUGACAAAUUGAACUGACACUGCAGUUGUUGUGUUUGGAUUUUUUGGUAAAGUUUCCUUGGUAACUUUGAAGCACUAACUUAACUAAGCUAAAAAUGUACAUAGAUAAUGCACAUACACAACAAGGUUUUGUCCCAUUCGUGUAUGUGAUAGAUUUGAUAAAGUUCUUUGUAUGUUAUUUAAUGCUUUGGGAAAUUAAUUGGUGGUUUAAAUACUUAUUUUUCUGUAAAAAAAAUUAAAAUUACAUUUUAUACCACUCUACAAUAAAGUUCUAGGAGGAAAAUGCCAAAGA
Molecule: messenger RNA, 1967 nt
Organism: Colius striatus (speckled mousebird)
Lineage: Eukaryota; Metazoa; Chordata; Aves; Coliiformes; Coliidae
Gene: RAB40B
Product: RAB40B, member RAS oncogene family
Exons: 6
Coding region: 376-1212 (278 amino acids)
Biological process (GO): intracellular signal transduction; protein localization to plasma membrane
Cellular component (GO): plasma membrane; endosome; synaptic vesicle
Molecular function (GO): GTP binding; GTPase activity
Source: RefSeq, a predicted model, not a curated record